Molecule: messenger RNA, 1599 nt
Organism: Ochotona princeps (American pika)
Lineage: Eukaryota; Metazoa; Chordata; Mammalia; Lagomorpha; Ochotonidae
Product: hyaluronidase-2-like
Exons: 1
Biological process (GO): hyaluronan catabolic process; carbohydrate metabolic process
Molecular function (GO): hyaluronoglucuronidase activity; hyalurononglucosaminidase activity
Source: RefSeq, a predicted model, not a curated record
UGUGCCUGGGCGAGCAGCCGGAGCGGGCUAGGCUGGCCAGGCCUGGGAUGGCGGUGGCCCUGGCACCUGUCCCUUGGGCACCCUGGCGCGAGUUCCUGAGCUGGUGCCAGGUUGGUGGCACUUCCUGCAGCUCCCAGCAUGCAGGUGGGCCCAGGCCCCACCUUCACACUGGCCCUGGUGCUGGCAGUGGCACAGGCCAUGGACCUCAAGCCUACAGCACCGCCCAUCUUCACGGGCCGACCAUUUGUGGUGGCCUGGGACGUGCCCACACAGGACUGUGGUCCCCGGCACAAGGUGCCAUUAGACCUGAAGGCCUUCGAUGUGCAAGCCUCCCCGAAUGAGGGGUUUGUGAACCAGAACAUUACCAUCUUUUACCAUGAUCGCCUGGGCCUGUACCCGCGCUUCGACCUGGCUGGCCACUCAGUGCACGGUGGCGUGCCGCAGAAUGGCAGCCUCUGGGCGCACCUCAAAAUGCUGCAGCAGCGAGUAGAACACUACAUCCGUUCCCAGGAGCCUCCUGGCCUGGCCGUCAUCGACUGGGAGGACUGGCGGCCCGUGUGGGUGCGCAACUGGCAGGACAAAGACGUGUACCGCCGCUGGUCCCGCCAGCUAGGGGCCAGUCGGCACCCAGAUUGGCCAGCCGACCGCAUCGUGAAGCAGGCACAGUAUGAGUUCGAGUUCGCCGCUCGCUAGUUCAUGCUGGAGACGCUACGCUACGUCAAGGCAGUGCGGCCUCGGCACCUCUGGGGCUUCUACCUCUUUCCUGACUGCUACAACCACGAUUACGCGCAGAACCGGGAGAGCUAUACAGGCCGCUGCCCGGACGUUGAAGUGGCCUGCAACGACCAGCUGGCCUGGCUGUGGGCCGAGAGCACGGCCCUCUAUCCCUCUGUCUAUCUGGACGAGACCCUGGCCUCCUCUGUCCAAGGCCGCAACUUUGUCAGUUUCCGGGUUCAGGAGGCCCUGAGCGUGGCUCACACCCAUCAUGCCUCCCAUGCACUCCCCGUCUACGUCUUCACGCGCCCCACCUACAGUCGCUGACUCACUGGACUCAGCGAGUUGGACCUCAUUUCCACCAUUGGCGAGAGCGUGGCCCUGGGCGCAGCCGGGGUCAUCCUGUGGGGUGACGCAGGCUACACCACAAGCACGGAGACCUGCCAGUACCUCAAGGAUUACCUGACACAACUGUUGGUCCCAUAUGUGGUCAACGUGUCCUGGGCCACCCAGUAUUGCAGCACGGCCCGGUGCCAUGACCAUGGGCGCUGCUUGCAUCGCAACCCCAACGCCAAUACCUUCUUGCACCUCAGCACUAGCAGCUUCUGCCUAGUGCCUGGCCAUGAACCUGGCGAGCCCCAGCUGAGACCCGAGGGGUAGCUCAGCAGGGCUGACCUUGACCACCUGCAGAAGCACUUUCGCUGUCAGUGCUACUUGGGCUGGGGUGGCGAGCAAUGCCAGCAAGACAAUAGGCAAGUGGCUGGGGGUGCCGUGGAGGCCUGGGCUGGGUCCUACCUCAGCAGCCUGCUGGCCCUGGCAGUCCUGGUCCUCCCCUGGACCUUGUAGUGUAGGAGUGGCUCUCCCUCCUGGCAGCCAAGUAAGCUG